Octodon degus (degu) is the source of this 1325-nucleotide messenger RNA. It is a transcript of the gene Ddah2, whose product is annotated as dimethylarginine dimethylaminohydrolase 2. Lineage: Eukaryota; Metazoa; Chordata; Mammalia; Rodentia; Octodontidae. Gene Ontology annotation, molecular function: amino acid binding; dimethylargininase activity. The coding region runs from base 267 to 1124 and encodes 285 amino acids. Gene Ontology annotation, biological process: positive regulation of nitric oxide biosynthetic process; arginine metabolic process. The transcript has 8 exons. The record is from RefSeq and is a predicted model, not a curated record.
GCUUAGACAAUGCCCCGGAGCCGCCAGACCGGCGCGCCCCCGCCCCACCGUGCUACGUGAGCUCGCCUGGCCCGAGACCCCUUCAGACCCGGAGCGCCCAGUCUCCUGACCUUGAAGACUAGGACUCCCCUCCCAACUCUGCCUUGUGGGGUGGGGCCCCGCCCAGAUCACGCUGCCGCUGGAGUGGGGGUGACCACAGGAGACGAGUGAAGUAGAAAGAGGGAAAACAGAAAUCAGCAACCGGAAGGGGCAUCGGUGUGCAUGGGAUGGGGCCGCCGGGGGAGGGGCUGGGACGCUGCUCCCAUGCCCUGAUCCGGGGUGUCCCUGAGAGCCUGGGAUCCGGGGAGGCUGCGGUGGCUGGCCUUCCGCCUCUGGACCUGGCCAAAGCUCAGAGGGAGCAUGGGGUGCUGGGGGGUAAACUGAGGCAGCGAUUGGGACUACAGCUGCUAGAACUGCCUCCUGAAGAAUCACUGCCGCUGGGACCACUGCUCGGGGACACGGCCGUGAUCCAAGGGGACACGGCCCUAAUCACGCGGCCCUGGAGCCCGGCGCGAAGACCAGAGGUUGAAGGAGUCCGCAAAGCCCUGCAGGACUUGGGGCUCCGAAUCGUGGAGAUGGGUGAUGAAACCGCAACGCUGGAUGGCACUGACGUCCUCUUCACUGGCCGGGAGUUUUUCGUAGGCCUCUCCAAGUGGACCAACCACCGAGGAGCUGAGAUCGUGGCGGACACUUUCCGGGACUUCGCCGUCUCCACCGUGCCAGUGUCGGGCCCCUCCCACCUGCGCGGCCUCUGCGGCAUGGGGGGACCCCGCACCGUGGUGGCAGGCAGCAGCGAGGCUGCCCAGAAGGCGGUCAGGGCAAUGGCAGCACUGACUGAUCACCCUUAUGCCUCCCUGACCCUCCCGGAUGACGCAGCUGCUGACUGCCUCUUUCUGCGCCCCGGGUUGCCUGGUGGACCAUCUUUCCUCCUUCACCGGGGAGGUGGGGACCUGCCCAACAGCCAGGAGGCAUUGCAGAAGCUUUCUGAUGUCACUCUGGUACCUGUGUCCUGCUCAGAACUGGAGAAGGCUGGUGCUGGGCUCAGCUCCCUCUGCCUGGUGCUCAGCACACGUCCCCACAGCUAAGGACCUGGCCUCGGGGCUGUGUUUGCCCAGGGGUAAUUGGACAGUCAGAAUUUCUAUUAUGGACAGCAUUCCAGAGCAGAAAAAGGCGUAUGUGGGUGCAUCAAGUCUCAGAAUUUAUCUAAAUGUCAUAUGAUUCAGACACUGGUAGAUUACUAGUUCACCUUUAUUUUAUAGAAAAUUAAAAAAUGUUAUUACCAGGGA